Galeopterus variegatus (Sunda flying lemur) is the source of this 2227-nucleotide messenger RNA. Its product is annotated as HEAT repeat-containing protein 5B-like. Gene Ontology annotation, cellular component: Golgi apparatus; endocytic vesicle; membrane. The annotation marks the transcript as partial. The record is from RefSeq and is a predicted model, not a curated record. The transcript is spliced from 15 exons. Gene Ontology annotation, biological process: intracellular protein localization; endocytosis; retrograde transport, endosome to Golgi. Lineage: Eukaryota; Metazoa; Chordata; Mammalia; Dermoptera; Cynocephalidae.
AUCCCAUCCCCAUUCAGAAGAGUCUUGGAGACAUGCAGUUUGAGAUCUUUGUGCUGGGAUGUUUUGACGUCCUCCGGGGCCAGGUGUGAACUUAAAACUUCAGCAAUGGAGUUAGCCCACAGUUUAUUGCUAAAUGAAGAAGCUUUGGCUCAAAUCACCGAAGCAAAGAGACCAGUUUUUAUCUUUGAAUGGUUGCGAUUUCUUGAUAAAGUAUUAGUUGCUGCCAACAAGACUGAUGUAAAAGAAAAACAGAAAAAACUUGUUGAACAAUUAACUGGAUUAAUAAGUAGUUCACCUGGACCACCUACGCGAAAAUUGUUAGCUAAAAAUCUUGCAGCACUUUAUAGUAUUGGGGAUACUUUUACGGUUUUUCAAACACUUGAUAAAUGUAAUGACAUCAUCAGAAAUAAAGAUGACACUGCAGCCUACUUACCAACAAAAUUGGCUGCAGUGGCUUGUGUUGGAGCAUUUUAUGAAAAAAUGGGGAGAAUGCUGGGCAGUGCAUUUCCAGAAACAGUAAAUAAUCUUUUGAAAUCUCUGAAAAGUGCAGAGUCUCAAGGGCGAAGUGAAAUCUUAAUGAGUCUACAGAAAGUUCUAAAUGGACUUGGUGGUGCGGCAGCUUCCUCUCAUCGUGAUAUUUAUAAGAAUGCCAGGUCUCUCUUGACUGACAGGUCGAUGGCUGUUCGAUGUGCAGUCGCGAAGUGUCUACUAGAACUACAGAAUGAAGCUGUAUUCAUGUGGACUGCUGAACUGGAAAAUAUAGCCACUCUCUGCUUUAAGGCUUUGGAAAACUCAAAUUAUGGGGUACGAGUGGCAGUGUCCAAACUCUUAGGAACAGUUAUGGCUACAGCACUGAUGCCAAAACAGGCAACAGUGAUGCGUCAAAAUGUGAAGCGAGCAACACUGGAUGAAGUCUUAGAACUCAUGGCCACAGGAUUUUUACGUGGAGGGUCAGGUUUCUUAAAGAGUGGUGGAGAAAUGUUAAAAGUUGGAGGGUCUGUUAAUCGUGAAGUGAGAGUUGGAGUUACACAGGCAUAUGUUGUUUUUGUAACAACAUUGGGUGGCCAGUGGUUGGAGCGUAGCUUUGCUACAUUCUUGUCCCAUGUACUUGAUCUGGUUUCCCAUCCUCGGGCAACACAAACACAUGUGGAGGCUGUGUACUCGAGACGAUGUGUCUCCUUUAUCCUAAGAGCCACGGUUGGCAGUUUGCUAGGUGAAAAAGCCCAGAUUGCAGCUGCCAAAGAAAUAUGCCAAGCUAUUGGAAAACAAAUGAAAGCAGUAGAAGCAGUAGUGAAUGAUACUAGUGGUGAAAACAAAUCUGGUGCAGCAGACAUCGCAGCAAGCCAGCAUGUUAUGGUCUGUGCCCUCCAGGAGCUCGGGAGCCUGGUGCAGAGCCUCAAUGCCACUGCCUCCCCUCUGAUUCAGGAAGCAUCUAUAGGACUUCUGGAGAUUGUGACUUCAGUGCUUCUUCAUCCAAGUAUGGCUGCUCGACUUGCUGCUGCAUGGUGUUUGCGUUGUGUGGCAGUGGCAUUGCCUUUCCAGUUGACACCAUUUCUAGACAGGUGUGCUGAACGGCUCAACAACUUAAAGACUUCACCAGAAGCUGUUAGUGGAUACAGUUUUGCAAUGGCUGCUUUGUUAGGUGGAGUUCAUCAGUGUCCUUUGGGCAUUCCUCAUGCCAAGGGAAAGAUGGUAGUUAGUAUUGCUGAAGAUCUUUUACGAACUGCUGCCCAAAAUAGCAGGCUGUCUUUACAGCGCACCCAAGCUGGAUGGCUUUUGCUUGGAGCACUUAUGACUUUAGGACCAUCUGUCGUUCGUUACCAUCUGCCCAAGAUGUUGUUAUUGUGGCGAAAUGUUUUCCCACGUUCUUUAAAGGAAUUGGAGGCCGAGAAGGCCCGGGGCGAUUCCUUUACCUGGCAAGUAACUUUGGAAGGUCGUGCUGGAGCUUUAUGUGCCAUGAGGAGUUUUGUUGCACAUUGUCCUGAGCUCCUAACUGAAGAUGUGAUUAGAAAAUUGAUGACUCCUAUUGAAUGUGCCAUGACUAUGAUGUCACACAUUCCAUCUGUAAUUAAAGCCCACGGAGCUCAUCUGAAAGCUAGUGCUGCAAUGGUCCGCUUAAGACUUUAUGAUAUCUUGGCUUUGUUGCCUCCAAAAACUUAUGAAGGAUCUUUCAAUGCACUUCUUAGAGAACUGGUAGCAGAAUUCACUUUGACUGAAAACUCAGCUA